GGCAGGCGACUUGUCGGCAGGGCCGCCGAUGCCUCGGGAGCGCCGCCGGGCCGCCGCGCCGUGAAGCCUGCGCGCGGGCCGUCGAGGGGCCGUCGAGGGCGGCGAUGGGCCGGGCGCCGGCGGGGGCCUGCUGGGCGCUGGCGCUGGGGGCCGCCGUGGCGGCGGCCGCCGUGGCGGGGGCGUGGGGCGGCGAGGCGGGCGUGUGGGUGCCGGAGCACGGCUUCUGCCAGCCCAUCUCCAUCCCGCUGUGCGCCGACCUGGCCUACAACCAGACCAUCCUGCCCAACCUGCUGGGCCACACGAGCCAGGAGGACGCCGGGCUGGAGGUGCACCAGUUCUACCCGCUGGUGAAGGUGCAGUGCUCGCCCGAGCUGCGCUUCUUCCUCUGCUCCAUGUACGCGCCCGUCUGCACCGUGCUGGAGGCCGCCAUCCCGCCCUGCCGCGCCCUCUGCGAGCGCGCCCGCCACGGCUGCGAGGCCCUCAUGAACAAGUUCGGCUUCCAGUGGCCCGAGCGCCUGCGCUGCCACCGCUUCCCCGUGCACGGCGCCGGCGAGAUCUGCGUGGGCCAGAACACCUCCGACGCCCCGGCCGCCAGCCGCCCGCCCCCCGCCGCCCCCGAGGCCCGCCCGGGCAGCCCCCCGCCGCCGCCCGGCCCGCCGCCCGCCGCCGCCUGCCCGCGCCCGCUGCAGGUGCCGCCCUACCUGGGCGCCCGCUUCCUGGGCCGGCGCGACUGCGGCGCGCCCUGCGAGCCGGGCCUGCCGCACGGCCUGCUGCACUUCUCGGCGGCCGAGGUGCGCUUCGCCCGCCUGCUGCUGGGCGUGUGGGCCGCGCUGUGCUGCGCCUCCAGCCUCUUCACGGUGCUGACCUACCUGGUGGACCGGCGGCGCUUCAGCUACCCGGAGCGGCCCAUCGUCUUCCUGGCGGGCUGCUACUGCCUGGUGGGGCUGGCCUACCUGGCCGGCGCGCUGCUGGAGGAGCGCGUGGCCUGCCUGGAGGCCGCCUGGCCCGAGGGCUUCCGCACCGUGGCGCAGGGCACCAAGAAGGAGGCCUGCACGCUGCUCUUCAUGCUGCUCUACUUCUUCGGCAUGGCCAGCUCCAUAUGGUGGGUGGUCCUCUCGUUGGCCUGGUUCCUGGCGGCCGGCCUCAAGUGGGGCCACGAGGCCAUCGAGGCCCACGCCCAGUACUUCCACCUGGCCGCCUGGGCCGUGCCCGCCGUCCAGACCAUCACCGUGCUGGCCCUGGGGCAGGUGGACGGCGACGUGCUCAGCGGGGUCUGCUACGUGGGCCUCUCCAGCGUGGACGCCCUGCGGGGCUUCGUGCUGGCCCCGCUCUUCCUCUACCUCUUCCUCGGCACCUCCUUCCUGCUGGCCGGCUUCGUGUCCCUCUUCCGCAUCAGGACCAUCAUGAAGCACGGCGGCACCAAGACCGAGAAGCUGGAGAAGCUCAUGGUGCGCAUCGGCGUCUUCAGCGUCCUCUACACGGUGCCCGCCACCAUCGUGCUGGCCUGCCACUUCUACGAGCAGGCCUUCCGGGACACCUGGGAGAAGACCUGGCUCCUGCGGACCUGCCAGAGCUACGCCGUUGCUUGCCCCACCGGCUUCACCCCCAUGAGCCCGGACUUCACCGUCUUCAUCAUCAAGUACCUCAUGACCCUGAUCGUUGGCAUCACCACCGGCUUCUGGAUUUGGACUGGCAAGACGCUCCAGUCUUGGCGGCGCUUUUACCACAGACUCAGCACGGGCAGCAAAGGGGAGACUGCGGUAUGAGGGUCUGCCCCCUUUCUCAGGGCCGCUCUUGGUUGUGCAGGAGAUGUGGGGUGGAAGGGGGCGGUUGAGCAACAGAAAAUGUCCCAUGCACUGAACGUUCUGACUUGGUUUUCCUUGUGGGCUGAGUUGGAAGCGCACCGAAUUAAGUGUCCUUCUUAAGACUGCUUUGGGAGACCGUGAGGGUCCGUCUUCCUUUUUUUGGGCUGCUGUUUUAUUCUUGUAAUGUGUGUCCUGCAGGGUCUGCUCAAAGGGGAGUGCUGGAAUUCUUGUGCCGAGGAUGCAACGUCGAGGGUGAGGGGUGGGCAGGAGAGAAAAGCGGAGCGCGCACACACGUACCUUACACAGAGUAGCCCCAAAUCAGAUGCAGGCUUGUAACUUGGAUAGAGGAAUGUUCCUUGAAUCCAGUUUCAUUCUCUCGCAAACCAUAGACCAGCACGGACUCUGGUUUUGUGCUGUUUUUUUAAUUGAAACUGCCAAUUAAAGCUCUGUUGGGGCUCUCUGUCUAUAUGUUUGGUCUGCAGUCCCAUUCAUGCUGACCCGGGAGUAAAUCGCAUGCUUCUCAACAGGACUUAACUUCUGAGUGAAUGCGUGCUUGGGCUGCAGGGGGAAAAUAUUCUUUCACUUCAGUUCAAAAGUUUUCUUUCCAGUGGAGUCCCCCUUUGGCAAAAGUGGGUUGCUAAGGUUUUGGGGAGGGGGAGGCAGGGAAAGAGAAGGAGACGCUUCUCUGUGGGGUUGUAAGAAGACAGGAUGUGUUGAUUUUCGGGAGAAUGCUUUUUACUCUUGGGCCUUUAUUAACAGAGACAAAAGAAAAAAGUCUAUUCCCCCCCCUCCAGUAAAGCAUAAGCCGGGGAUCAGCUUUUAUGGACAAACUAACAAAAGAAUUUGGUGAGGUUCAGCUAUGGAUGCAGCCAGACCAGGCAGUUCCACAUUCCUUUUGGAAUAUGGAGGGAGGGGAAGGGAAGUCUCCGGAAGGUCUCUGGUCAAACUGAAGGAUAUCCGAGACACCCUCCCCCCCCCUUUUACAAACACUGGUUUAAUUCAGAACACCUGACAAAACAGCUCGCAUAAAAAUCGGUAAAACAAGCAUGGAUAAAUAUCUCCUUUCUUUCCACCAGCCUCUGUUUUCCUGUUAAUUAUAUCUUGCCCUUUGAUACAGGAAAAGAAGGAUUAGCUAUUUGGCAACAAAAAGAAUAUUUGGCAAUGUAGACCUGAAUGCUUUGAUGGCUGCCCUGUGCUCCAUUCGUGUGCUUGGAAACCCCUCUGGGGCUUAAGGGUGUUGAACAGUGUUGGGCUGUGGCUCUUUUGCAGAAGUGAGUGCUACCAAUUUUGUGCAUAUUUUCUGCGUAACUGGCUCACAUUGCAAUCGUAAGAAUACUUUCCUGGGAGUAAGCCUCAUUGACUAGACCUGAGUAGGAUUCUGAGGAGACCUGCUUAGGAUUGCUCUCGGGUAGUUCCUUAAAAGAGUGAUGAUGAAGGCUUGUGGUCCUUUGCACUUGUAUGUGAGCGUGUCCCACUGAACUCAGCAUGUGGAGGAUUGGGCUGUAUGUCCUAUGGAAUGAAAUCUGUCAUGACUAAUUGAUGUCCUGUUAAUUGACAUGACCAAAAGUACACAACUAAUUUGCGGGGUUUGUGCUCACAGUGCAGAGAUUGGGAUAGUGCAGUAGUUUAGUAUGUCUUCAGAGUCCUUAAGAGGUGCCUGCCCUGCCUUCCUUUCCUUUCCCUUCCUUCCUUUCUUUCAAAAAUCAGUGUUCUGAAUCUUUUUAAAAUAAAACACACAAGCUUUCUGAUAUCUAAAUCUUGUUCUUUUGUAAUAAAAACGCAAACAUGUUUUAAACUACAUCAUUAUGUAUAACAUUUCCUGAAUGAGGACCACUGGUUAAAAAUAGAAAGAGGGGUUUUAAAAAAUGGGAAGAAGGAAUAUGAAAUGCACCUGAAGGGAAAGUUCAUUUAUCUUUUAUUUUUUCAACUUUUUGUAUUGGCUGCUGUGAACUGAAGGGGUUUGACUGUCUUUUUUCCUGAAAACCUAAUUGGAGAAUGGUGGGUUUUAACAGGCUUACUUCUGUUUCUCCUUCAGCCUCAAGGCUGUAAUCAUUUCCUCUUUGUUUUAAUGAAUGGAGCCCCAAAUUCUUGUUUUUAAAACCUCUUUAGAGAGCUGUUAAGGGAGAGGACAGCCUUCAAAGGGGUGUGCAGGCUGGAUGUGUGUGUCUGAGGAUGAAGCGGGGAGAGAAACAGCCCACUAUAAUUUUGCGGUACUGAUUUCCUAGGUUCAGCGAUGCUGGCUUCCCCCCCCUUUUAAGCGUGCAUAAGACAAACUGAAAGUGCAGUAUGUAUAUUUUGUAAAUCUGAUAUUUUGUAAGAAAAUAUAUAUGUAUUUAUGUUUUUACUGGCUGUUUUGUUUCAUUUUCAGAGGUCUGUGUAAGACUGAUUUCAUUAUAUGUACAGAACACAAAAUAAAUGGAUUUUUAAUACAA
Messenger RNA from Eublepharis macularius, 4237 nucleotides. RefSeq names its product frizzled class receptor 7 (gene FZD7). The transcript has a single exon. The record is from RefSeq and is a predicted model, not a curated record. Gene Ontology annotation, biological process: non-canonical Wnt signaling pathway; canonical Wnt signaling pathway. The coding region runs from base 105 to 1766 and encodes 553 amino acids. Gene Ontology annotation, cellular component: plasma membrane. Gene Ontology annotation, molecular function: Wnt receptor activity; Wnt-protein binding. NCBI's taxonomy places the organism in Eukaryota, Metazoa, Chordata, Lepidosauria, Squamata, Eublepharidae.